Messenger RNA from Haliaeetus leucocephalus (bald eagle), 1021 nucleotides. RefSeq names its product calcium/calmodulin-dependent protein kinase I (gene CAMK1). The record is from RefSeq and is a predicted model, not a curated record. The transcript is spliced from 11 exons. Gene Ontology annotation, molecular function: ATP binding; calmodulin binding; calcium/calmodulin-dependent protein kinase activity. NCBI's taxonomy places the organism in Eukaryota, Metazoa, Chordata, Aves, Accipitriformes, Accipitridae. Gene Ontology annotation, biological process: peptidyl-serine phosphorylation. Gene Ontology annotation, cellular component: intracellular anatomical structure. The coding region runs from base 80 to 1021 and encodes 313 amino acids.
GGGUACGCAGCCCUGUCGCCACGCGUGUCCCGCCCGGCGCGGCUGUACCAGGUGGGAGUGGGUGGCCCCACAGGGCACCAUGCCGCUGGGGCAGGAUGGGCCCAGCUGGAAGAAGAGGACCGAGGACAUUCGGCGCAUCUAUGACUUCCGUGAGGUCCUGGGCACGGGGGCCUUCUCCGAGGUGGUCCUGGCGGAGGAGAAGGCGACGCGGAAGCUGGUGGCCAUCAAGUGCAUCGCCAAGAAGGCGCUGGAGGGGAAGGAGACCAGCAUCGAGAACGAGAUCGCCGUCCUCCACAAGACCAAGCACCCCAACAUCGUGGCCUUGGAUGACAUCUAUGAGAGCAGCACCCACCUCUACCUCAUCAUGCAGCUGGUCUCGGGGGGGGAACUCUUCGACCGCAUCGUGGAGAAGGGCUUCUACACCGAGCGGGAUGCCAGCACCCUGAUCCGGCAGAUCCUCGACGCUGUCAAGUACCUGCAUGACAUGGGCAUCGUCCAUCGCGACCUGAAGCCCGAGAACCUGCUCUAUUACAGCCUGGACGAGGACUCCAAGAUCAUGAUCAGUGACUUUGGGCUGUCGAAGAUCGAGGGUUGUGGCAGCAUCAUGUCCACAGCCUGCGGCACCCCCGGCUACGUGGCCCCGGAGGUGCUGGCGCAGAAGCCCUACAGCAAGGCAGUGGAUUGCUGGUCCAUCGGGGUCAUCGCCUACAUUCUGCUUUGUGGUUACCCCCCUUUCUACGACGAGAACGACGCCAAGCUCUUCGAGCAGAUCCUGCGGGCUGAGUACGAGUUUGACUCACCCUACUGGGAUGACAUCUCAGACUCGGCCAAGGACUUCAUCCAGCACCUGAUGGAGAAGGACCCUGGCAAGCGCUUCACCUGUGAGCAAGCCCUGCAGCAUCCCUGGAUUGCUGGGGACACAGCCCUGGACAAGAACAUCCACCAGUCGGUGAGCGAGCAGAUCAAGAAGAAUUUUGCAAAGAGCAAGUGGAAGGGUCGGACUGUGGGUGCCUGCCUGUGA